AUUUUUUUAAAAAUUUUGGAUGUAAAGUCCACUACGAGAGUUAAGGAGAGGAAAGAAAGAGAGAGGCAGUUUUAACUCCCUCCUUUUUAUAUGUAAGCCAUUCGACAUACAACUUCUGGCUGAGUUUCUAUCACCGAAGCUCGUUUUGCGAGUUCAGUUUGUUGGGCAGCAAUCACCGGACCAGGAAACCAUCAAAAGUCUCCAUGGUUUAUUUACUUUAUUCAGUCUGUAAAAAGUUACAUCUUCAUAUGUUAUUUUGAAGAAGAAAUUUUCAAAUUUCACCAGUGAAAAAAAAUUUAACUAUACAUAUAUAUAUGAGCUGUACCACGAGGGUAACACGAGGGACCAUGUUCUUACGAAACUAUUCAAUACUUUUAAUAGUAACUUUUUUAGUAACCAAUGAUGCCAUAUCGCCACCACAAAAUCAACACUUUGAUAUAAAUGACUAUUUAUAUGGAGUGGACGAUGAUCUUCAAGCGAGAGCUCGUGCAUCGAUAGAAACCGAGCAACACGCGUACAGAAUAAAUUCCCGGAAUCAAGGCAGUUAUGGAAACUUAACUGCCUGUGAAGAUGUAUGGGAAAGUCCUUGUCCACCAAGCAAGUACCGGACACCCUCUGGUACUUGUAACAACGUACGGCAUCCAUCCUGGGGCGCCCGAGGCUCACCAUUUCUCAAGUUUCUCCCACCUGCGUACAGUGAUGGUCUAUCGAAGCCAAGAUCAUCAGUGAGUCGUCAUGCGCUACCAUCGCCAAUAGACAUCAUCACUCGACUCCAUAAAGUGACAACACGUGAAGAGCGAAAGGCAUUGACAAGUCUCACAGGCCUGUGGGCCGAACUAGUUCUUCGUGACAUCGCAAUGCCAAUUACACCUGGUCUCGAUUCAUUACGAUGUUGCCGCGAUAAUCGUAACCCCGAGUGCUACACGAGUCACGAUUUAAAUGGCAAAUGUACGCCAUACAUGAGAGCAGUACCAGCACGUAGUGCUUACGGUUGUAAAUUUGAAAACCGACAGCAGAUGAACGGUGCAUCGAGUUAUCUCGAUGGUUCAGAUAUUUAUGGGAGUACCGAUGGACAAAUGAAUAGAUUGAGAACAUACAGAGCCGGUCGUGUUAAUAUUGAAUCCUGUGAUACCUGCAAUCAAAUGGACAACCCGCUUAAAUUUUUGUACACAGUUAUAAUAAAUGAACAUAACAGAAUUGCUGGUAUUCUUCAUCAGUUAAACCGUAAUUGGGACGAUUCAAAACUAUUUUUAGAAGCGCGACGAGCUGUCGUUGCGCAAAUCCAACGUAUUACUAUGCAAGAAUUUGCCGCCAGUGUUUUAGGGGAAUCGGCUGUUGGCAAGCAGCUAAAAGAAUCGACAAAUGGAUUUUAUCGUGAUUAUUCAUCAGCAAAUAGGCCGGGUACUUUUGACGCUAUUGCACUAGCGGUUCUUCCAGCUCUUACUUCACUAUCGAGGUACCCGCAUAAUAUGAACGCAACUUUGGAAAAUAAACUUGAUUAUGUUGCCAGAGGACUGAAUCUUGACAUCAUCGAAUCACUUAGAUCCCGAUAUGCAUACAAUGGGAUGCCGCACAUUUGGAACACCAGCACACUAUUGAUCCACAUGGGACGUGAUCACGGUAUCCCUGGUUAUUUUGCUUUCCUAGAUCACUGCAUAUCAGCAGCAGGAUCUCCAACGCGAUUUAUGAAGCCUGAAGAUGUCGCAAUUAUUCAAAGUAUUUAUAAUAAUGUCGAAGAUAUUGAUUUGCUUGUUGGUGGAGUACUUGAGACUCCGAGCAAAGGUGCAGCUGUUGGUCCAACAUUUUCUUGUUUGCUUAUAAAUCAACUUGUUAAGCUAAAAAAUUCCGAUCGCUUCUGGUAUGAAAAUGAUUUACCGCCAUCGAGUUUUACGAGCAAUCAACUUGCGGCAAUAAAACGCGUUAGUUUAAGUAGUCUGCUGUGUGCAAAUGCUGCGGUAUCUAGUAUACAGCCAAUGGCAUUUAUACAAAGUGAUGAAUAUUUAAAUACUAAAAUCGAUUGCGACAGAUAUAAUCCGCUUGACUUGACUGCUUGGAGAGAAGAGACUGAUAGUUCAAAUAAAAAUCCAGUAUUUGAAGACAACAAAGAACAGAGUAAAGUAGAAAAUGAAAUGACUCCACUUAAAGUUAAGUCAAAUCAAUGGGCCAAUAAGGAAUCACUAAUUGACCCACAAGUACUGAGAUUAGCAUUGAAAAAAGCUGAGCAAGAUUUGAUAGUUCGUAAAAAACUUGAAUACAAUUCAUGGUUGCAGCAGAAAACAGCGGACCCUAAAUCCCCGGCUGGUACUGCCGCUAGUUUUUCAAAGGCUAAUAAAGAUGCUCUGAUUCUUGCUAACUCUUCAAUAUUUUACGAGCUGAUAACAAACGAAAUAAUAAACGGAGCCCAAGGACUCAAACGUCGUAAGCGACAAGUGUUUGGCAGCUCAAAUGAAUUCGACUUUACAAACACUGGCGACCUUUCAGAUCUCCUGCAAAACGUUGAUUUGACGAACUUUUUACCAAAUUCCCGUGCUACUAAUCACGAAGAAAUCGAUUGUCCACCAGAGGAAGGCAUCUGCGAUCCAACUAGUCCGUAUCGUACUUUCACAGGUCACUGCAAUAAUUUACGUAAUCCUAGUCUUGGUAAAUCAUUGACAACUUUUGCCCGGCUUUUACCGCCUGUUUAUGAAGACGGCGUUUCUAAGCCGCGAAUAAAUUCCGUUACUGGAAUUCCUCUGCCGAAUCCGCGACUCAUAUCUCGAACAAUUCAUCCCGACAUUUCAAACCUUCACAAUCGUUAUACUUUAAUGGUAAUGCAAUUUGCUCAGUUUGUUGAUCAUGACUUGACAAUGACACCCAUUCAUAAAGGCUUUGCUGAAUCAAUACCCAGCUGCAGAUCUUGUGACUCAGCUCGUACUGUUCAUCCUGAGUGCAAUCCAUUCCCCGUACCACCGGGUGAUCAUUUUUACCCGACAAUUAAUGAAACAACUGGCGAGCGUUUAUGUUUUCCGUCAAUGAGAUCAUUGCCGGGACAACAACAUCUAGGACCGCGGGAACAAAUAAAUCAAAAUACUGCAUUCCUCGACGCAUCUGUUGUUUACGGAGAAAAUAUUUGUAUCGGUAAUGUACUGAGAGGUUUUAGUCAAGACGGACGUAUGAAUAUAACCACGCAUCCAAAUCGCGCUAAAGAUUUGCUACCGCGAUCGGCAACUCAUCCGGAAUGUAAAUCUGCAUCUGGAUACUGUUUUAUAGGCGGUGAUGCACGUGCUGCUGAACAGCCAGCACUCACUGUAAUGCACACAAUGUGGGUACGUGAGCACAACAGAAUUAUGGAAGGUCUGAGAAACGUGAACCCACAUUGGGACGGCGAGAAACUUUAUCAGGAAACCCGAAGAAUCGUCAGCGCGAUGAUCCAACAUGUGACUUACAACGAAUUUUUACCUCGACUACUUGGAUGGAACGCAAUAAGUCUCUAUGGUCUUAAACUUCUGCCCCAGGGUCACUACAAAGAAUACUCGCCGACAUGUAACCCGAGUAUUCUUACAGAAUUCGGUGCCGCGGCUUACAGAAUAGGCCACUCGUUACUGCGCCCCCAUUUGCCGCGAAUGGAUCAAAAUUACCGGCCUAUGGACCCGCCAAUUCUUCUACGCGACGGAUUCUUCAACAACGACAUGCUGUACCAGCAGAGUAUGGUGGACGAGAUGAUUCGGGGACUGGUGGCAACACCCAUGGAAACAAUGGAUCAGUUUAUAACCGGAGAAGUAACAAAUCAUUUAUUCGAAAACAACAAAAUACCAUUUUCCGGUGUCGAUCUCAUUGCACUUAAUGUUCAACGCGCGCGAGAUCACGGGAUACCUUCAUACAAUCAUUAUCGCGCGCUUUGUAAUUUAAAACGCGCGAAUACUUUCGAUGAUCUUUCUCGAGAAAUGGCGCCAGAAGUUAUCGCCAGAUUCAAAAGAAUUUACGCGCAUGUUGAUGACAUCGAUCUGUUCCCUGGUGGUAUGAGCGAACGACCUCUUCAAGGUGGUCUUGUUGGUCCGACAUUUGGUUGCAUCAUAGCAAUACAAUUCCGACAGUUGCGUAAAUGCGAUCGUUUUUGGUACGAAACGAACGAUCCCAAUAUUCGUUUUACUGAGCCUCAGCUAAAUGAAAUCAGAAAAAACACACUGUCGAAAAUAAUUUGUGAAAAUAUGGACUCGCAUGUGGAAAUGCAACGCGCGGCGUUUGAUUUACCAUCGAAUUUCUUGAACCCUCGAGUUCCUUGCAGCUCAAUGGCCGCGAUGGACUUUACCCCCUGGCGCGAAGUGAGACACGGAGGAUGUCAAAUUGGAGGCAGACGAGUAUCUAUUGGCGAAUCUGGUUUCCCUACUCCUUGCACGAGUUGCAUAUGUACUGAUGAAGGCACUCAGUGCGCAUCACUACGAGUCACGAAUUGUGACCAAUUAUUACGUGAAGCUUCACGUGAAUCCAUUUUACGUGACGAAAUUUGUACAGCACAGUGUGGGUUCGCUCUUGCUACUUCGAACCAAUCUGCGAGACAAUUUUCAUCUUCAUCAUCAUUUGCUACAGCUUCGAGUAAUGCAUUUAGUGGUUUCAAACUUCCCGAUCUCUCACAAUUUCUCGGUUAAUAAUCAUCUUACUAUAAACGUGUAUAUAUUUAAUAACUCGUACUUUUCACAUCAUUCGAGAGAGUCUGAAUCAUAUUAACUUUAAGUAUACACCCUGACUCUCUGAUAUGACAGAAACUAAAUACAAAAACUAUCACCAAAUAUAUUUUAAUAAGGUAACAAGACUAAUAGCCAGAAGUCACGAUAAUUAAUGCAUUCGCGGACAAUACCUCACCCUUUUUUUAAAUAUUCGAGGAUCUUGAACUGUCAGCGCAUUUAAAUUUUGUCAAUUAAUUUUAAAAAGUUAAGGACAUUUUCAGACAAUUUCUCCCACUUUUUUUAAAUAUUCAAGGACUUUAGAUUUUAAUGACUGCAUUUUAAUUUGGCUAAUUAAUUAAAAAGAAGUUUAAGCAUUAAUUCAAAAAAAGGCAACGCAGGUGCAGGUAGAAUUUUUAAAAAAUUAAUUAGAGUUGUCAUCAAUUGGGAGUCAAAUGAAAGGUGGGAAAUAAAUUUCAGUAAAAUCUUCAUUUGAAUUUUCAAAUUUUGUAGACUAAAAUUUAUUUACGAAAUUUUGUUUGACUCCUAAUUGAUAAUAACUGUAAGUAAUUUUUUUUUAAAUUCAUUUCUCAGUGCAAUUUUAUUUUUUUAAAUUAAUGCUUCAUUUUUUUUUAAAUUAAUUAAUUUAUAUUAUUAAGAGAAUAAGGAAAAUUUUGUUCCCGCCAUAACUAUAUGAUAGAAUUAGUUAAUGUUAUUGAAAUUAGUAUCAUUAGAUAGGUCUUGACUUGAAUUUGUGCCUUUUCAUACUUUAAACUCUUUUUAAUUGCCAAGUAUUGAGAUAAAUAGAUUUAUCUAUAUCAUUCGAGUUACAUUUAAGGGGUUAGGGGUACUCAGGGGUAUGAAAAAAUGAUGAUUUUCAAUAAUUUUUUUUUUGUAGUUAAUUACUUUAUUUGACAAAAAUAAAAACAUAGCUUUAUUAGAACACGUUUCGAUUUGACUUCACGAAAAUUUCAAAAAAAAAAAUUAAUAAUUCAAAAAGUUAUCGCUGUUUUUGUAGAGCCCGUUCCUCCCGAAGUCCUUUGCGGUGAUCAUCAUAAGUCCUUGGAGAUUCAUCUAAAAUCAAUCGGACAAGAAAAAUUAGUUUUAUUAAUAGAUAAUCUUGUGCCUGAUCGAAGCUUUUUUUUUUUUUUUCGAAAUUAACAAAAUGGCGGCCUCAGGAAAUUUUUUUCAAAUUUUCGAGAAAAAAACCGACAGUUUAUUGUUAAAAAAAAAUCGAAAUUUUUGAAAAAAAAAAAAAUCCUUCGAUCAGGCACGAGUUUUUAAUGUAUUUCAAAAGUACAAUAAAUUUUAUUGAAAUCUACCGAGCAGUUUUUAAGUUACAGUGAUCACCAGUUCAGAAAACAUAGUUUUGAGAAAAACGCAUUUAAAGUUUUGCUAUGGAUUUAUGUCGAAUUAUAAGAAUUAUUUAAUAACUUACACUGAGUCAUCUAUUCCUGGACCAUAUAAUAGCUCUUCAGCCGACAUAGCAGCUUCCAAAAUAUCGAUUUGCUGGUGCCUACGUUGCAAUCGACCUUCUCGGGUGUUAUCAUUAGCGCGCUUAUCUGCUACUUUGAUACGUGCAGCAUCCAUUCUUUCUGCAUACCGAUGAGAAUUAGGCCCACAAUUAAGUCCUAGUGUAUUCAUCAAGACUAAUAAUGAAUUUAUACCCUCAUUAAAUAUACACAUAGCAACGUAUGCAGCUAUUUGUACGAUAGUAAAACUAGUAUUUACCGUUUUUGGGCAUAUUUUCCAUACUAGUUGGUUAAAGCUUUCAUUAUUAUUCUGAUUGAAUCCACCUACACAUCUUGAAAGUAAAUUUUCAUUACUAAGAUCUUCGUAUAUAGGCUUGAUAGCUUUUAAAACAUCAGAAGGUAAAGGAGAAUAAUCGUGAGAAAAGGUAUCAAGCUCUCCUCUUGCUUCAGCGCGCUGGUAAGAGCACCAAGAUUCUUCGCCUUUUGGACACAUAUCAUGAUUCGGUUUUUCAUCACUCGAGCCGUAGUGAUAAAAGGUUGCCAUUAUAGCAGAUUUCAUAUUUUCAACAGGAAGGAAUAUAUUCAUUUCCACAGUUAUUACAUGCAACUACAAUUUUGAAUCCCAGCCCACGUGUACUUGCUGUUUGAAACACUACAUUUCCAUCACAUUUUUUACAUUUUAUAAGAGCAGAAAUUGCAGUGAAUACCUGAAUAAAAUUUAUUAUUCGAAAUUCAGUACUGCUGUCUUCAGGUACAUCAUCUUCAGUGUUUUGUUUUAAUUUUUUAGAAGAUGUACUCUGAAUACUUUCAUCACGUUCGGCUGUUUUCGGAUUAAAAACAUUCUUUCUUUUGACUGAACGUGACUUAUUAAUUUUUUCAGAACUCCGAAGUUCUCUUGAAACCUUUCUAGAAUCACGUCCCAUGGUUAAUAAUUUAAUUCACUUGAGAAAUAAUUUAUCACAAAACUAUCGACUGAUCAGUGCAACGACUACAGGUAUACUGGCAACCAAAAAUUAUUUUUCAGUUCUUGUACUACCUACAAAUUGUGAAUAUAUGUAGAAGGAU
Messenger RNA from Microplitis mediator, 7177 nucleotides. RefSeq lists its product as uncharacterized. The record is from RefSeq and is a predicted model, not a curated record. Gene Ontology annotation, molecular function: peroxidase activity; heme binding. The coding region runs from base 315 to 4625 and encodes 1436 amino acids. The transcript is spliced from 6 exons. NCBI's taxonomy places the organism in Eukaryota, Metazoa, Arthropoda, Insecta, Hymenoptera, Braconidae. Gene Ontology annotation, biological process: response to oxidative stress.